Molecule: messenger RNA, 1526 nt
Organism: Zonotrichia leucophrys gambelii
Lineage: Eukaryota; Metazoa; Chordata; Aves; Passeriformes; Passerellidae
Product: C-type lectin domain family 2 member H-like
Exons: 5
Coding region: 281-967 (228 amino acids)
Source: RefSeq, a predicted model, not a curated record
AUUGUCAGAGAAAUCAGAGUCCACGAAAAACACAAGAGUAAGAAAGGAUUUCAACAUAUUUUUAUGGUGCGUGAGGCUUCAGUACCCAGGGGCAGUCAGAGCCCUUCCGGCAGAGGCCGGGGGUUCGCCCCGCCACAGGGAGGGGAGUGAGUUCGCCCGGGCCCAAGCGGCGCCGCCGGGCAAAGCCGCGCCCCCGGGAGUGGGGAACGCUCCGCCGGCGGCAGAGGACGCCUGGCGGAGCCGCGCCAGCUGGGACCCGCCCCGGGUGAGGCGGGACGGGAUGGCCGCAGCGCUUCCGAGGUGCGAUUGGCUGCCCUCUCGCCCGCUGAUUGGUCAGAUUAGGCGGAAAAUCUGUGACUCACCACGCUCCCUCCAAUCCGCCAUCUGGGCGGCGCCGUAUGGUGCUGUCGGGAUCAUGGCAGAGCAGUGGCGGCACCCGGAGCCCGGCGAGGCGGUGGCGUUCGGAGGCGGCUCCAGCACAGGAAAACGGUUCAGGUCCCGUCGUGUGGUGGUGCUGAUUCUGCUGCUCCUGGUGCUGGCUUUGGGGACGGCCUUGGCUGUGCUGGCAGCAUUACAGGUUCCAGUCACACCUGAAACUCCGCCAUUGGUUCUGGGCUGUCCCUUUGACUGGGUUGGGUACAGGGGGUUCUGCUGCUACUUCUCAAGGGAUUACGGCACCUGGGAGCAGGCUCAGGAACGGUGCUCCAAGCUCAACGCCUCCCUGGCCAUUGUCAAGGAUGAGGACAGCAUGGAGUUGCUCUUCCGCCUCUGUGGGAACGUCCAUUACUGGCUCGGGCUGCGCAGACGGGGCGAGCACCUGCAGUGGGUGGACAACAGCAGCUACAGCUUCCGGGAUCGUGUCCACGGCGAUUCUGAGUGUGUGUACCUGGCUGACGGGAGAUUGAUGACUGGGAACUGCGCCAAUGAGUGGCCGUAUGUCUGCAGCAAGGCCCAGGCUCCCCUGUAACAGGGGCUGCACAAAGGACCUUCUCCAUGCUGGGCAGUGCUGGGGAGCUCAGCUUCAUCACUGAGCCCAGCACAGCGCUGUACUUCCUCAGCUGCGCCCUGUGCCUUGCGCUUCCUCGCAGGGUCACCUCAGUGCCAACGCUGGGCUGGGGCUGCAGAGGAAAAGUCUCUGCAAUCCAUCCUGCCACCGAUGCUGCCUGCAUGGGAGUGCACUGCCCUCAUGUGUGGGUAACAUGGCUCUCUCUUUAAAAUUUGUGCCACUUUGUUAAAGGAUAAAAUCCCACAUUUGGGUGCUUGUCUCUGCACACAGAGAAAGCACCCUCACAGACAUAUUUUAUGAAAAAUCCUUUCCUUAGGAUUUUUUCUCCUGAGAAUCUGAGAAGCCUCAGGAAAAGAAUGUAAACAAUGGUUAUCUGCUGCUGUGGAAUGCAGUGGACAGAUCUGUGAUUGGUCUCAUGUAGUUGUUUCUAAUUAAUGGCCAAUCACAGUCAGCUGGCUUGGACACUCUGUCUGAGACAGAGCCUUUGUAAUAGUUCGUUCUUUUUCUAUUCUCAGCUAGC